Messenger RNA from Xenopus tropicalis (tropical clawed frog), 3835 nucleotides. It is a transcript of the gene ttf2, whose product is annotated as transcription termination factor 2. The coding region runs from base 1 to 3723 and encodes 1240 amino acids. Lineage: Eukaryota; Metazoa; Chordata; Amphibia; Anura; Pipidae. The transcript is spliced from 21 exons. The record is from RefSeq and is a predicted model, not a curated record.
AUGUCACGCAAGAAUAUGGACAGUGACAGUUGCGUACAACCGUACAGUAAUGGCUUCUCCCCCUCCAGGUUAUACUAUCGCUGCGUUAAGAGUAAGAGUGAUGGGAAGAAGUGGUGCGGACACGUUCCGUGGCAGGAUCCAAACCAGAAGACUGUUCCGCACUGUAAGCCGUCCCAGCAUCCCACGGAAAAGCCGGAGAGAAACCCCUUUAAGGUCAUCAAUGAAGAUCCCAGGAUUGGUGUGUGGAGACGGUUCAAUGAGGAGCCAAAGGCCAAAGCGGAAAACCCAAAGAAGUGCGACCAGGAGACAUCACCUGGGGCCGAUGGUGGGAAGGUUCAUGAUCAUAGGAGACAGCCACAAGAGAGAGAACCCUCUGGGGAGGAAAGGAGACCUGUUCUACAGGGUGGUGUCAUCUCCAAGGAGAAGUCUUCUGUAGAUACGAGGAAGCCCUCUGGGGAGGAAAGGAGACCUGUUUUACAGGGUGGUCCCAGCUCCAAGGAGAAGUCUUCUGUAGAUACGAGGAAGCCCUCUGGGGAGGAAAGGAGACCUGUUCUACAGGGUGGUCCAAGCUCCAAGGAGAAAUCUUCUGUAGAUACGAGGAAGCCCUCUGGGGAGGAAAGGAGACCUGUUCUACAGGGUGGUCCCAGCUCCAAGGAGAAGUCUUCUGUAGAUACGAGGAAGCCCUCAGGGGAGGAAAGGAGACCUGUUCUACAGGGUGGUCCCAGCUCCAAGGAGAAAUCUUCUGUAGAUACGAGGAUGCCCUCUGGGGAGGAAAGGAGACCUGUUCUACAGGGUGGUCCCAGCUCCAAGGAGAAAUCUUCUGUAGAUACGAGGAAGCCCUCUGGGGAGGAGGAACACAAGUCUGCCUGUGAGAAGGUCAGUCAUGUGCUGGGAGAGAGGGAGAUGUUUGGAGAGGCUCAGGAGGAGGAGAGGAGUCCACACCAGGGAUGGAGGGACAAGCCAUUACCCAGUGGAAUGAAAGUGAAGAAGACUGAGCAGGAAUCUGCACCUGAGGAGAACACUGGGAGGGUGGUAGAAACACCCCAGGAAUGUGGGCCAAAUACCAGGGAAAGCAGCGCCUCAAAGGGGCAUGAGGGGAACGGUGAGACACAAGCCAGUGGUACCGCGAGGCCCACUCACACUCACACUCACACUGGCUCACAAGUCAGAACAGAAGGUGCCCAGCUCACAGAGAGCCACACCAGCAGCACCCCCAGCCCACAGGCAGAGCGGGGCCACAGCGCCCACGUACCCCACAAACAGGAGGAGGAGGAUGUUGUGUUUGUUUCCUCUAUCCCUGGAACUGAGAAGCCCCCCCUGGCCCCCCCGGCUCGGACAUCGGGUGGCGGGAAACAGAGAACCAUCACCUCCUUCCCUGGAUUCAACCAAUCGCCCGAGGCCCAAAGCCCCUCCGCUCUGCACUCCCAGCUCAGCGCUCAACUCCAACAGAAAAAGGCCACCCUGGCUGCGGUGAAUCUCCAGGCGCUGCCGGACCGAGGGGUGAGGCUCCUUAAACAGGUGCAGGAUCUGGAAGAUGCCCUGAGCUCCCUGUCCCUCUGCCCAGAGACUGCUGAGGAGAAAGGGAGCAGCCAAUCAGAAAUGAGUCUCCCCAAAUCUGCCCCCGAAAACCCAUUUAGUAAACCUGGGCCAGUGGAAUCGGCCGGGGGAGUGAAGCCGCUGUCCUUCCAUGAGCUCCCGCCUAUGUCCCUGGGUCUGCACGGGUCAGCGCCGGGCCCGAGCCUUAGCCAGAACUUCAGCAGCUUAUAUAAAGUGAGCCCCGAGUGGCAGGCCCUGUAUGGGGGGCGUAUGACCGAGGAGCGAUUGUUUGCCAUACGGAACGCCACCAGCGAGGCCAUCGAGCACUUGCACAAGAGCCUGGAGUCCUGCCCCAGCCCCGACUGCACCGUACAGGAUCCCGCAGGGCUAAAGGUACCGCUGUUACUGCACCAGAAACAGGCCCUGGCUUGGCUGCGCUGGAGAGAGGCCCAGACCCCGCGGGGAGGAAUUCUGGCUGAUGACAUGGGACUGGGCAAGACGCUGACGAUGGUGGCCCUUAUACUGAUGCAGAAGCAGCAACAGAACCGCGAGCAAGAGAAGAAGCUGGAGGAGUGGAUCUCCAAAACCGACUCCACCCUCACAGUCACCCGUGGGACCCUCAUUGUGUGCCCGGCGUCUCUCGUCCAUCACUGGAAGAAGGAGGUGGAGAAGAGAGUGUCGGGGAGCAGACUGCGAGUUUAUCUGUAUCACGGCCCCAGCCGGGAAAGGGACUGCAGUGUGCUGGCAGACUACGACAUUGUGGUGACCACGUACAGCCUGGUGUCCAAAGAGAUCCCUGUGAAGAAGGAGGAAGGGGAGGCCCCAGCCAAGGACCAGGACCUGGAGGACAAGGCUUCAUGCUCCUCCCCCCUCCUGCGCUUGGCAUGGGCUCGCAUCAUUCUGGACGAGGCUCACAACAUUAAGAAUCCCAAAGUGCAGACCUCCAUCGCUGUGUGCAAGCUGAGAGCCGGGGCCCGCUGGGCUGUGACGGGGACCCCCAUUCAGAACAAUCUGCUGGACAUGUAUUCUCUGCUACGGUUCCUGCGCUGCUCCCCAUUUGAUGAGUACAAGCUAUGGAAGAACCAGGUGGAUAACGGCAGCAGGAAAGGAGGGGAGCGGCUGAACAUCCUGACCAAGAACCUGCUGCUCAGGAGAACCAAGGACCAACAGGACCACUUGGGGCGCCCGCUGGUGCUGCUGCCCCAGCGACGCAGUGAGUUGCACCAACUGACCCUCGGGGAGAAGGAGAAGGCCGUGUAUGAUGUCAUAUUCGCCAGAUCCAGAUCCACUCUGCAGAAUUAUCUAAAGAGACACGAGGGGGGCGCCCACAUACGCACCCAAAAUACAGACAACCCUUUCGAGAGAGUUGCCAAUGAGUUUGGCCCCAGCCAGUCGGAGGUCUCUGCCCCCCCGGGCACCCAGGGAUCCAGCACGGUGCAUAUCCUGUCGCUGCUCCUGCGCCUCCGCCAGUGCUGCUGCCACCUGUCCCUGCUCAAGGUGGCGCUGGAGCAGCUGGAGCUGAAGAGCGAGGGGCUCAGUUUGAGUUUGGAGGAGCAGCUGAGUGCCCUCUGCCUGAGUGAGGUACAGGGCCCGGACCCCAAAUCCACCGUCUCCCUCAAUGGCACCAACUUCCCCUCUGAGCUGUUUGAGGCCGAGAGUCAAAGCACCAAGGUUUCCUCCCUCCUGUCAGAGCUCCAGGCCAUAAGGAGCAGCUCCCAGGCACAGAAGAGUGUCAUUGUGUCCCAGUGGACCAGCAUGCUGAAGAUAGUGGCCGCCCACUUGAAGCUGAUUGGUUUGUCCUACGCCACCAUCGAUGGGUCAGUGAAUCCCAAGCAGCGAAUGGACAUGGUGGAAGAUUUCAACAACAACCCCAAAGGGCCCCAGGUGAUGCUGGUUUCCCUGUGUGCGGGGGGCGUCGGACUCAAUCUGGUUGGCGGGAACCACCUCUUCCUAUUGGACAUGCACUGGAACCCGGCGCUGGAGGACCAGGCCUGUGACCGGAUCUAUCGUGUUGGGCAGCAGAAAGAUGUGGUGAUUCACAGGUUUGUUUGCCUGGGGACAGUAGAGGAGAAAAUCUCUCAGCUUCAGGAGAAGAAGAAGGAUUUGGCCAAGAAGGUUCUGUCUGGGAACAGCGCCACCUUCACCAAACUCACCCUCGCCGACCUGCGCCUGCUGUUUGGGGUAUAACCCCGGGGCUUCUGGGCAUCAGAACCCCCCCACCGAGAAUUUACCCUGGGAAUAUCUGGGGGUGAUACCUACACCCCCCUUAUAAUAAUAUAAUAAAUGUAUUUCAUUUCCA